AUGGAGAGCCAAUGGAGAUUAUCUAGACAGAUGGGAAAGCAGCUCGGGGCAUCUCCGAUAGCAAUUCCGACUGGCAGUGGCACAAACCGGAAUGUGAAAAAGGCUUGUUCGGCACUGCCAGAGAGUGGAUCUGGUGAGCCAGCUUCGGACCACCGAACGGUGGGACUGAAGCUUGAUCGGGAUAAGAAUUUAGAAGGUGGCUCGGGCUGA
This is a messenger RNA of Aspergillus niger, 210 nucleotides long. RefSeq lists its product as uncharacterized. The record is from RefSeq and is a predicted model, not a curated record. The transcript is spliced from 3 exons. The coding region runs from base 1 to 210 and encodes 69 amino acids. NCBI's taxonomy places the organism in Eukaryota, Fungi, Ascomycota, Eurotiomycetes, Eurotiales, Aspergillaceae.